CCUGUCACGUGCCCCUGAUCAGCUGAUGCUCACAUGACUGAGGAAUCAUCCAAUCACUUCCUUCCGCCGUGGUAGUGUGACGUAUUUCCGGAGCUGUGCCUGUGCCCCAAGCAAGAUGGCGGCGCCCAGUUGUGUGCGAGUGAAGCUGCUGUUCGACUACCCGCCCCCGGCCCUCCCGGAGAGCUCCAUGCUGUGGCUGCUGCUGGAUGUGAAGCGGUGCCGGGCGGUGACCGACCUGGCCAGUAUUAUCCGCCAGAGAUACAUGGGCGGCCGGGGGGGCGGCCUGAGCCUGUAUGUGGAGGAUUGUCUGCUGCCGCCGGGGGAGAGCAUCCUGCUCAUUAGGGACAAUGACUCCAUCAGAGUAAAGUGGGAUGGAGCCGACACAGAUGGGAGCCGGGAGGCAGAACCCUGUACAGAUGGAGCUCAGAACCAAGUGAGGAAACGACACUGGCAGAAAUCUGAGGAUGAAUGUGCUUCUGGGCGCAAAGCAAAGAAAGCGAGGCGCAGCUGUACCCCAAUAACCCCAGCGGGCCCCGAGCCUGGGAUACGAGAGAAGAAAGCGAGGCGCAGCUGUACCCCAAUAACCCCAGCGGGCCCCGAGCCUGGGCCCAGAGACAAGGGAAGUACCAGUGGCUCAGAGGAACUCCUGGAGGGCGAGAAGAAAAUGCGCAGAGGGAAAAAAGCAAAGAAAAAACCGAAAGCUUUAGUAGAAACCCCCCCUGCCAAACGUAGCAGGAAGCGCCCCCAACAAACUAUAAAUACACAGAGACACACCCCCAGCAAUGACUCCUCUGGCACCACCUCCUGCAGUGAUCAGCCCCCCCCCCCUGCCCAACACAAACCCCCCUCAUCUGCAAAAGGGCAGCGCCAAGCCAGUGCCAGGGGAUCCGUGUCUGUGCCCCCCAGGGCUGUGAAUGGAAUCUCUCCUGGGAAGGGCAAGAAGCCAGAACCCCCCAUCUCUAGUUCUGAUACAGACACUGCCUUGGGGGUCCCGGGCAUCGACACGUCUGUUUGUCCUGCCCCACUGCAGGCUCCGCCCUCUCCUAUUCAGCAGCACUCGCCCCCCCCUGAACGUGUACUUACAAAGCCCAGUGUAUCGCUGCCUGUUUGUGGUCGGGGCAUGGGCAGAGGGAGGGGAGACUUUUCAUGGAACGGGCAAAGGGGGCACUGGUUCAGGGGUAGAGGUGACAAUAAUAGCAAUCGGGGGAGAGGCCGGGGAGAUUCCAGUCAAUUCUUCUAUAAAUACAGCGCAGAUACCGAGAAGCAGCAACAGCUCCAGGAACCUGCAACUAAUGUCUCCAUGGUCAUACAGAACCCCCGAGAAACAAAGGAUUACAGUUUGCUGCCCCUGCUCGCUGCUGCCCCUCAGGUUGGGAAGGUUAUUGCCUUUAAGGAGGGGAAGAUUCUGCGCUUUGAUCCUGCGACGCAACAGAUUGAAAUGGAAAUAAUUUCCCAGCAAACAAGGAGGAAGCCUGGCAAGUUUGAUAUUGUCUAUCAGACAGAGGAUGGGGAGGAGACUGUAGAAUACGCGGUGCCGCAGGAAAGCACGGUGAUGUUGAACUGGAACACACUGAUAGAGCCCAGGCUGCUGAUGGAGAGCGAAUCCCAAGCGCAGAGCUGACUCCACCCCUACACUUGCAUAAGUGGCACCCCUGGGAUUAUCAUGGCCACCACCUUUCCUAAACAGACAGACCUGCUGGGGCACAAGGCUGCUCUUCCCAAGAUGCACUUGUUUAGUACUCUGUUUGCAGCGGCUGUGUUGCUUGGAGCUGACCAGUCUGGAUUCCACUAGUCAUUCUGGGGUUCUGGUUCCCAGCACAGGGCAGGGGGGACCCAGGAGGAUUGGCGCUGUGCACCCAGCUGGUUGGUUGGCUCUGACUGGCACUGCCCAACUGAGCCCAAUACCUCUACAGAAUGUUUUAGAUUUUAUAAUAAAAUGGUUCUCAAAUGGU
Xenopus tropicalis (tropical clawed frog) is the source of this 1952-nucleotide messenger RNA. RefSeq names its product coilin (gene coil). The record is from RefSeq and is a predicted model, not a curated record. Lineage: Eukaryota; Metazoa; Chordata; Amphibia; Anura; Pipidae. The coding region runs from base 116 to 1621 and encodes 501 amino acids. The transcript is spliced from 6 exons.